Messenger RNA from Nothobranchius furzeri (turquoise killifish), 2559 nucleotides. RefSeq names its product RUNX family transcription factor 1 (gene runx1). Gene Ontology annotation, biological process: chondrocyte differentiation; regulation of cell differentiation; regulation of transcription by RNA polymerase II. Lineage: Eukaryota; Metazoa; Chordata; Actinopteri; Cyprinodontiformes; Nothobranchiidae. The record is from RefSeq and is a predicted model, not a curated record. Gene Ontology annotation, molecular function: ATP binding; DNA-binding transcription factor activity, RNA polymerase II-specific; RNA polymerase II cis-regulatory region sequence-specific DNA binding. Gene Ontology annotation, cellular component: nucleus.
GUUCUCCAUUUGCUGCGCUGCUAUUGGCUGACAGCGGUUCCACACAGCAGGCUAUGUAAAUCCGGACGCGUGCCGGUAAAAGCUGAGCCUGUGUGUGUGACAGAUAGGCCAUUGAUCCAGCCGGGAGUAGGAUUAGCGGAACACUUACACACCUGACCUUGUUAGAGGAAAACUAGCUUUAGGUUUUCAGCAGCGCGGUUCCCAUUCCUCUUCCUGUCUGUCGCUUCUCCUUUCACUUCCUCCUUGGGUGAGACGUCCCAGAGAGCGCGGGGACUCGCAUGCUGCAGGUGUCUGCAGCUCUGACUCACUCGCGUCCGGAGCAGGACUUCUUGGUUUUUCAUUCUGUGGAGAGAAACUCGGACAGUUUUGGCUCAGAGACCAGAGCUGUGGGAGGUCUGAGGAGGAGACCUGGGCUUCUUGUUGGUGUCGCACAGAGGCGCAGAAAUGGUGUUUCUGUGGGACGCAAAGUACGAUCCAGCUCCUGGCCGGCGUUACACUCCCACCUCCACCUCGCUCGCCACGGGAGGGAAAAUGGCCGAGGCACUGCCCCUGGGGGCACAGGAGGCCAGUGGGGGGGGCGCUCUGAUGGGCAAGCUGCGCCUCUCAGACCACGGCAUGGCAGAGGUGAUCUCGGACCAUUCAGGAGAGCUGGUGAAGACCGACAGUCCCAACUUCCUGUGCUCCGUGCUCCCCUCCCACUGGAGGUGCAACAAGACUCUGCCCAUCGCUUUCAAGGUGGUUGCUCUGGGUGAUAUCCCUGAUGGUACCAUGGUAACGGUCAUGGCUGGAAAUGAUGAGAAUUAUUCAGCAGAGCUUCGCAAUGCCACGGCGGCCAUCAAGAACCAAGUGGCCAGAUUCAAUGACCUGCGCUUUGUGGGUCGCAGUGGAAGAGGAAAGAGUUUCACUCUGACAAUCACAGUGUUCACCAACCCUCCCCAGGUAGCGACAUACCAGCGAGCUAUUAAAAUCACAGUGGAUGGUCCCAGAGAGCCACGACGUCAUCGUCAAAAGUUGGAUGAGGUCAAGCCCAGCUCACUGGCCUUCUCUGAGCGGCUAACGGAGCUGGAGCAGCUAAGAAGGAGCUCCAUUAGGGUGACCCCCCCUCAUCACCACCACCACCACCAUCAGCCCCCCGUAAACAGCCGCCAGGCCACAGUUCUGAACGCUGCCACAUUUUCCAGCCCCCCACACUCUCAUGUAUCAGCUGAUUCCAGGCAGAUGCAGUCAUCUCCAUCUUGGUCCUAUGACCAGUCCUAUCCAUACCUCGGCCAGUUAACCACGCCCACUGUUCACACAGCCAAUCCACUUUCACCUGGCCGCUCCUCACUCAGUGACCUGUCGUCAAGACUCACAGGUCCUGACCUUACAGCUUUCAGUGACCCCAGGAUGACUUUGGAGCGAUCUUUUACCUCACUUCCCUCUUUGCCCGACUCCCGUUUCUCCGAUCCUCGGGUGCACUACCCCCCUACGGCAGCGGCUUUCUCCUACACCCCAUCCCAUAAUCCUGUGUCUAAUGGUGCCCUUGGCAUCACCAUGGCAACAGCCAUGGCAACCACUCCUACAGGGCGGUACCACACAUACUUGCCUCCUCCCUACCCAGCAAACACCCCUCACCAAGCUCAGAAUGGGCCCUUCCAGUCCACCUCGUCACCGUAUCACCUGUACUACUCCACCGCAGCCGGUUCAUACCAGUUCUCCAUGAUGGCCGGAGGAGGCAGCAGCAGCGAAUCUCGUACACCACCACGAAUCCUGCCUCCAUGCAGUAAUGCCUCUACAGGCUCCCCCUUUCUGCACCCGUCUCUGCCCAAUCAGAAUGAAGGGGUGAGUGUAGAGGUGGAAUCCAGCCACAGCAGCUCCCCAACAAACAUGGCUGCCGCUGAAGCUGUAUGGAGACCCUACUGAAGCCUCUGAGGUGGCAGUAGACCAUCUGGACAUGUAAUGGCAGAUACUGGAAUGGGUGGAUGAAAAUAAAACCAUUAUUGGAGACUUCAUAACAACUUAAGACCCCCAAGUGAACGGAGAACAACUGAAUACCAACAGCAUCAUUUUCAUGUCCACUCAUAUUACUUUUUUGGGAUUACUCUUGGAAUAAAUGACAAACAAACAAAAAUAGUUUUGAGUUUAGCCAUUAAAGAAGCACAAAUUCAAGAAAAAUGACCAAAAAAGUUAAAGACUGGUACAAACUAUUUGGAACUCGUCCAUUUUGACUUUUGUACAAUGGAAUCCAUUGUUUUCCUCGAACACUGAUUUGUUUUGGCAGCUCUCUCACUCUUUUCUGUACUAAAGAUAUGUUUUAGAGGGGACAUUUCUAAUUUACUGUUACUGGAACAUUAUUUUAAGAGUUUUUCCUAUAGCAUUCGUUUAGCUCAACAGGGAAAAUCGCUUUCAUUCUGGGAUAAACUAAUUCUGAAUUGGUUUUCCAAGAUAUAGAAAUGAGACUGUGAAUGCAAAUGUUCUACUGUGUGUGUUUAUUGUAGUGACAUCAGCCAGACUGAGCUGUUUCGAUUCAUGUUUUGGAGAAUAAAGAGCUCCGUGUCACAAAUGAAUAAAAGUCUGUGU